AUGUUCGGAGAGACACUAUCAGUACUUCUAUCAUUUACAACAUUAGGUAUGAUUAUUGCUGCCAAAGUAGAUAUAAACUCACUAGACUUGGAUUCGUCUCCCAGAGCCUUUUAUGACCUCAAGCAUAGCAACUCAUCUCCAUUAAUCCCAAUCCAAAUCCUCGUAGUAAUAGCUGAUUGUAUUUUAUUUACCUUAGCUCUGCGGACUUAUUUAAAGCGUAAGUCACCUUUAGCUUUGAGUAUGGAAAAUUCCCCCUUUUCCAAUUACUGUGUUAAUCAGUCCUUUAUAUUUCUAACGAAAGGGGUAGGUCUGAUGCUUUUAAUGAUUUUUGUGAUUAUCUGUCUGCUGGACCUUGAAAAUGUCAGUGAAUUGUACUCAUAUGAUAUAAGCUACCAAAGAAUAGAGAGUGAGAUCAGUGAUUUAGCUACUUUGCUAGAAGUUCAUUUCAUAUUAAGUUUUUUCAUGUAUACAAUUAUGCUUAUUUUAUGCGGCACAGGAUGCUUUAAUGCAGGCCAAAGAGCAUCUAAAGUGGUUGAUGCAUUAUAA
Blepharisma stoltei is the source of this 546-nucleotide messenger RNA. Lineage: Eukaryota; Ciliophora; Heterotrichea; Heterotrichida; Blepharismidae. The record is from the annotation of a GenBank genome assembly.